GCUCAUGCCCCCCCCCACCCCCCUCUCUCUCUCUUCUCUCUUCUCUCUUCUCUCUCCCACCGAAAAACUCAAGCGGAGUAAUGUGAGCAUAAAAAACCCUUGAGAGAAAUACCAGAGCAAGCGUGGUCCUGUGAUUUGAUGCAUUCUCCUUUGUAGGCUGUUGAAGACGAUGUAUAAGAAUCAGUUACAAGAGCUAGCGCAGCGAAGCUGCUUCAAUCUGCCGUCGUAUACGUGCAUCAGGGAAGGUCCCGAUCACGCGCCGCGGUUCAAGGCGGCUGUCAAUUUCAACGGGGAGACGUUUGAGUGCCCUAGCUACUGCACCACUCUCCGCCAGGCGGAGCAUUCCGCCGCCGAAGUGGCGCUCAAUGCUCUCUCUGGCCGUGGUCCUUCCAACUCACUCGCUGCUAGAAUUCUGGACGAGACUGGAGUAUAUAAGAAUCUACUGCAGGAGGUUUCUCAAAGAGUUGGAUCAUGUUUGCCGAAAUAUUCAACUUUCAGAAGUGGUCUUGGACACUUUCCGGUUUUCACCUGUACUGUAGAAUUGGCAGGGGUUAUUUUUACUGGCGAUCAAGCUAAGAACAAGAAGCAAGCAGAAAAGAAUGCUGCCAUGACAGCUUGGUUCUCUCUCAAAUCAUUACUGCAGAAAUCCGAAACAUCCCAUGAAAAGACCCACAAGGACGAGCAGGAGCACGUCACAGUAGCUCGUGCGCUGCAGCAGUAUCUGGUAAAAGCAAGAAUGGCGAAGGUGCCCUUUCCAAUCAAAUUCCCGACAGUAAGUCCAAAGCCGGCGAGCACAUUUCCGUCCCCGCCCGCAACCUCGAAACUUCUCCCAUUGAUCUGCCCGAAGACAGGCCAACAAACCAGACCGACUCCACCAUCGAGCACCACCUCAACAUUCCAAAAGUAUGUUCAAACAAAUCAAAGCCAGCCGGAAACUACAGUUUCAAACGAGAGCCUUUCAAUGGUGAUUGAAAGCCUUAGACACCGACCGGUGCAGAAAUUCCCUGCCGCAGAAGCAGCACCCUACAUUCCAUUCCGGCACUGCAAUGCUCACCAGAGAAUCGCCCCGCCAGUGACGAUCCGCAACACAGUUCCUGUAUUCUCUCCGCCGCCGGCGCUUCCGUCUCCCCAACCGUCGUUAUCCCUGAGACCUCUGGCAUUGGGUAUUGCGCCACCUGUCUCUGUAAAACAAGCUGUUCCUGCAUAUCCUGGCGGACAUCUCCCGUUCGAGAAGCUACCCCUCCUACAACCACCAUCUAUCCGGGAUGAUACUCACCUUUUUCGAUCUACAAUGGCGAGAGCCGAGCAGCCACCGAUAUUUCGAACUCUUUCAGGUAGAAUAGAAGAUUCCCGUGUCUCCAGGCUUCCAGUGUUUCAAGUCGAGGAGCCUCGUAACUGUAAGUUAUCACAUGUCCCUAUGAUGCCGUAUUCGGACAUACCAAAAGUUAAACUCACCUUACCUCCAUGUGAGAUCUUCACAGCUCCGGUCGAGUCUCGGGUUUCCAAUGUUAGCAUUACACCUGCCAAUUCAAAGCCGGGUUUUGGCGAGGUAUUUUCGACUAUAAAUGCUGUGCAGGACAAGCUGCAGGAGCUGAAGAUCCGAAAGAAGUGAGGAUAUAGUCAGAGGGAAUUGAAAAGUCGUGAGAAAACGAUGCGCAGGAUGACAAUGGGACGGUCAUUCGGAUUAGAGACAUUUAUGGAAGGAUACAAAAUCAAGCGUUUAUGGAAUGAUAAAAAAAGUAAUUACACAAUGGGAAGGGAUUUGAUGAGGUCGUGAAAAGUAAUGAUGAACUUGCACUUCCAUCUGGUCCGAGUAUACGAAAUCGUAUCAAAAAAUUGACCGGAUUUUCUAGUCAUAUUAUUCGAGUCUCCAUUAGUUUAGAAGUGUUGAAUCUUGACAACGCUUGGAUUCAUAUGCAAUACGAUCGAUUGACGAAUGUUUUGACUAGUAUAGUUUGA
Molecule: messenger RNA, 1959 nt
Organism: Andrographis paniculata
Lineage: Eukaryota; Viridiplantae; Streptophyta; Magnoliopsida; Lamiales; Acanthaceae
Product: double-stranded RNA-binding protein 2-like
Exons: 5
Coding region: 170-1612 (480 amino acids)
Molecular function (GO): double-stranded RNA binding
Source: RefSeq, a predicted model, not a curated record